This is a messenger RNA of Cynara cardunculus var. scolymus (artichoke), 2228 nucleotides long. Its product is annotated as lysophospholipid acyltransferase LPEAT2-like. The transcript has 14 exons. The record is from RefSeq and is a predicted model, not a curated record. Gene Ontology annotation, biological process: phospholipid metabolic process. Gene Ontology annotation, molecular function: lysophosphatidylethanolamine acyltransferase activity; calcium ion binding. Lineage: Eukaryota; Viridiplantae; Streptophyta; Magnoliopsida; Asterales; Asteraceae. Bases 92 to 1795 code for a protein of 567 amino acids.
GGUGUCUCAAAUUUGAACAAUUGCCCUCUCUUUCUUCCAUCUUUUCAACUUUUUGACUGCAAAAGAUCCCACCUUUGAUGAUCUUCCAACAAUGGCAGCGGCCACCGACCUCAGAAGCCCUCUAUUACCAUCUUCCAAUGGCAGCCACCGCUUACAACCAACCGCCGUUGAUGCCCGUCCUUCGCAAGUCAUCUUGACGGUCAAUGAUGGGUAUUCGCAAUCUGGGACACCCACAAAUCAAGAUUCAAUUCGUACGGCCACCAUGAUGGAUAUGGAGGAUGAAUUUAUUAUAAGAAGACAAGAAAACCCUUAUGGGGUCAUUGGGUCGGAUGGAUUUGAAGCUCCUGGGUCAACCACGGUGGAUCCAUUUAGAAAUCAAACACCCAAGAUUGAAGGGGUUUAUGAAUGGGUCAAGAUGUUGGUGAUUUUGCCUAUAGCUUUGGUUCGUCUUGUAUUGUUUGGAUUGUGUUUGUUGGUUGGGUAUAUUGCUACAAAAUUUGCUUUACAUGGUUUGAAAGAUAAGCAGAAUCCAAUGCCAAAAUGGAGAUGUAGGGUUAUGUGGAUCACCAGAUUCACUGCCAGGGGGAUUCUAUUUUCAUUUGGCUACCAUUGGAUUAAUAGAAAGGGGAAACCUGCUCCAAGGGACGUUGCUCCAAUUCUUGUAUCUAAUCAUGUAUCAUAUAUUGAUCCAAUCUUCUUUUUCUACGAAUUAUCUCCAACAAUCGUUGCAUCAGAGUCCCAUGAUUCCAUGCCCUUUGUUGGAACCAUCAUUAGAGCUAUGCAGGUGAUAUAUGUGAAUCGUUUCUCACAUCAAUCACGGAAGCAUGCUGUAAAUGAAAUAAAGAGAAAGGCCUCUAGCAACAGAUUUCCUCGCGUACUUUUGUUUCCCGAGGGAACCACGACCAAUGGAAGGCAGCUUAUUUCUUUCCAACUUGGUGCAUUUCUUCCUGGUUAUCCUAUACAACCCGUGGUGAUCCGCUAUCCCCAUGUACAUUUUGAUCAAUCAUGGGGUCAUAUUACUGUUGCGAUGCUCAUGUUUAGAAUGUUCAUGCAAUUCCACAAUUUCAUCGAGGUCGAAUAUCUUCCCGUUAUGGCACCCUCACAACAUCACAAAGAAAGUGCAGCUCGUUUUGCCGAGAGGACUGGGAGAGCCAUGGCUUCUGCUCUCAAUGUUGUACAAACAUGUCAUUCUUUUGCAGAUUAUGCGCUUCUUUCAAAAGCUUCCAACGCUGGACAGAAAAGCUUGUCGCCCUUUAUGGUUGAAAUGACAAAAAUUCAAAAGUUAUGCCAUUUGACUUCUGCAGAAGCUGUUGACCUCUUGGAUAGAUUUCUUGCGAUGAAUCCUGAUAUCAGUGGAUGUGUUAAAAUACAUGAUUUCAUGAGGGUUUUGAGAUUGAAGCCUUCUACCCUUUCUGAACAGAUUUUUGGAUUCAUUGAUGUCGACAAGAACGGAGUUAUAACCUUCAAAGAGUUUUUGGUAGGAUCGGCUCACAUCCUGAAGCUGCCCGUAUUCCGGCGAGCAUGUGAAAUGGCCUUUACUCAAAGUGACGAAAAUAAAGAUCAUUACAUUUCGAUACAAGAAUUUGGAGGUUCCGCCAGCCCCGCCAUUCCCAACUUGAGCACGAGCGAGAUGCACACACUCUUCAAUCUAUUCGACACCGAUGGUGACGGUAAAAUCAGCAAAGAUGAUUUCAUGACAUGCUUAAGAAGAAACCCAUUGCUCAUUGCACUGUUCUUGCAUCAUUUCAUUGAUAAAGAUUUGACUGCGGAAACAGGUUCGGAUGAAAUUGUUUGACGGGUUUGGAUCAAAAGUUUUCGUUUUUUUUUGCUUGGUUUUAUAUAGUUGUGCCCUUUUCCAGCGGUAAGAAUCGAAUCCGGGGUAAUGUAUAACUUUUAAUGCAUAACGUACAAGUUGUUAUAGCGCUGGAAAAGGAAUUAUUUGAUGGGUAUUUUUUGGUUUUUAGGGGGGGGAGGAGGGAUUGAAAUUGAUUUCUCUUUGUGGGUAUAUUUUGGUUGUGAAAUAUGUACCAAUGAAUUUUGUUUUACUUUGACUUUGACUUUUUUGAUCAACACAAAUAUAGUAAGAAAAGAAUGAUUCUUGUUAUGUUGUUUUUUUUUGUUUUGGUUUCUAUUUUGGGGAAUUUGUUUUUUAUGAUGCGACGGGCGUGUCGUUUUUAUGCAAUUAUGUAUGUGUUCUGGUUAAACUGUUGAACAUAAUGACUCGAAAU